UGAGCUGAAAAUAGAAGGACCAAAGCAGAGGCAUCCCUCCGGAGGAGUUUCCGUGUCUUCGGAGAUGGUGCUAGGAAUGGAAGGCGUCGAAGUGGGAGCAGAUGGCAAGGUUGUGUCUUAUGCAAAGUUCCUGUAUCCAACCAAUGCUCUCGUUGGCCGUAAAAAUGACGUCCACAGUGCCAUUCCUUUGUGCCGAGCCGGCGUUCCGCGGAGUGCUGGGGGGUCGAGGCACAAAACCACAACAGCCAAAACGAUAUCCUCAGCGACAGAUAUUGGAAAUGAAGUUGGUGAGCUAGCAGAGUACAAUCCCAAUCUCCUUGAUGACCCCCAGUGGCCGUGUGGGAAGCACAAACGGGUCCUCAUCUUUGCCUCGUACAUGACCACAGUCAUAGAAUACGUGAAACCCUCAGACCUUAAAAAGGACAUGAAUGAAACUUUUAAAGAGAAGUUUCCUCACAUCAGGCUGACACUGAGCAAAAUCAGAAGUUUGAAGCGAGAGAUGCGGAACCUGAGUAUGGAAUGCAACCUGGAGCCGGUAACUGUCUCCAUGGCUUACGUUUACUUUGAGAAGCUUGUUCUCCAAGGCAAGCUCAAUAAACAGAACCGAAAACUGUGCGCCGGUGCUUGCGUGCUCCUUGCAGCCAAGAUUAGCAGCGAUCUCAGGAAACAUGAAGUCAAACACCUUAUUGAUAAGUUAGAAGAGAGGUUUAGAUUCAACAGACGAGAUCUCAUUGCAUUUGAGUUCACAGUGCUCGUUGCUUUGGAACUAGCCCUCUAUCUUCCCGAAAACCAAAUGUUACCUCACUUCAGGCGUCUCGCGCAGCAAUCCUAGCGGCCGCUACAUCCAGCCAAGUGACUGCCGCUUCGCUGUGCUGACUUCUGGGUAUUGACCACUGGUCUUUUCGGCACCACAAUAUCAAACUAAGUUGUGAAUAUAACUAGUGUGAAGACUGCAGCAGGACUUCGAUGGAGCUACCAGGAAUCAGGUGGACCAUACGGCUUCUUCUGUGUGGGGAAAGUGGCCAAAAAAGAGCCUUUGGGCUUUGAACAUUUAAAGCAUAAAGAGUUCUCAUCCGGUUGCUGCCGGAGCAGCUGGUCAUACCACAUAGACGUUUUCAGGUUUUUACUUAGUUCUUCCUUCCCUCCGAGCAUUGAUUGCUGUGUGGCUCCCUCGCCCCUUGAAAAACUUCGUCAUUCGUUUCAUCGUCAGACCUAAAGGACAACGAUCACUUCCAUUC
Gekko japonicus is the source of this 1238-nucleotide messenger RNA. It is a transcript of the gene CABLES2, whose product is annotated as Cdk5 and Abl enzyme substrate 2. The transcript is spliced from 6 exons. The annotation marks the transcript as partial. NCBI's taxonomy places the organism in Eukaryota, Metazoa, Chordata, Lepidosauria, Squamata, Gekkonidae. The record is from RefSeq and is a predicted model, not a curated record. Gene Ontology annotation, biological process: regulation of cell cycle.